Molecule: messenger RNA, 1529 nt
Organism: Neomonachus schauinslandi (Hawaiian monk seal)
Lineage: Eukaryota; Metazoa; Chordata; Mammalia; Carnivora; Phocidae
Gene: EXOSC2
Product: exosome component 2
Exons: 9
Coding region: 14-961 (315 amino acids)
Biological process (GO): CUT catabolic process; TRAMP-dependent tRNA surveillance pathway; nuclear polyadenylation-dependent rRNA catabolic process
Cellular component (GO): cytoplasmic exosome (RNase complex); nuclear exosome (RNase complex)
Molecular function (GO): RNA binding
Source: RefSeq, a predicted model, not a curated record
CUUUGGCGCCAAGAUGGCGAUGGAGAUGAGGCUUCCCGUGGCUCGCAAGCCUCUUAGCGAGAGCGUGGGCCGCGAUACUAAAAAACAUCUGGUGGUUCCGGGGGACACGAUCACCACGGACACGGGAUUCAUGCGGGGCCAUGGAACUUACAUGGGGGAAGAGAAGCUCAUUGCAUCUGUGGCUGGCUCAGUGGAGAGGGUAAACAAGUUGAUCUGUGUGAAAGCUUUGAAAACCAGAUAUAAUGGUGAAGUAGGAGACAUUGUGGUGGGGAGAAUCACAGAGGUUCAACAGAAGAGGUGGAAGGUGGAGACCAACUCUAGGCUGGAUUCGGUCUUGCUUCUGUCAUCCAUGAACCUUCCUGGAGGAGAGUUGAGGAGAAGAUCUGCAGAAGACGAGCUGGCCAUGAGAGGUUUCUUGCAGGAAGGGGAUCUUAUCAGUGUAUCCUGCACCUUGGAUUACAGCGUCUCUGUGCUCUACACGGAGCUGGGAAAUGGGGCUUUGAUCGCGGAGGUGCAGGCGGUGUUCUCCGAUGGGGCUGUCUCUCUGCACACGAGGAGUCUGAAAUACGGCAAACUAGGCCAGGGGGUGUUGGUCCAGGUUUCCCCCUCCCUGGUCAAACGGCAGAAGACUCACUUCCAUGAUUUGCCCUGUGGGGCCUCAGUGAUUCUUGGUAGCAACGGCUUCAUCUGGAUUUACCCCACACCCGAGCACAAAGAAGAGGACGCGGGGGGCUUCACUGCAAACCUGGAGCCCGUCGCCCUCGCCGACCGAGAGGUGAUCUCCCGGCUCCGGAACUGCAUCAUCUCGCUGGUCACCCAGAGGAUGAUGCUGUAUGACACUAGCAUCCUGUAUUGCUACGAGGCAUCCCUUCCGCACCAGAUCAAAGACCUCUUAAAGCCAGAAAUAAUGGAGGAAGUAGUUAUGGAAACGCGUCAGAGGCUUUUAGAACAGGAGGGGUGAGGAGAGACAUCUGAAGGACGGGACGGUAUGCACCUGACCGGAGCCGUUCUUGAAAGUGAAGAAUCUGAUUUGUGGUCCCAUGUGUGUCUCCGUGGAGAACUGACACUCGUCACCUGACCUAUAUCGGGCUACCUCUGGCCCAAAGACCUGCGUUCUCCUGUUGGAGGGCAGAGCCUGGGGAAGUGCUGCUGGCGCCUCUGGUUGCCCGCAGAGACCAUGUUACGGGUAGUUUCAGGCCUUUGGUUUUUUAAAUUUUUAUUAUUAUUAUCUUUCUUUUUUUUUUUUUUAAAGUUUCAAGACUUCAGAAGCACACAGUGUUUCAGCCAAGUGGACUCCCAUUUUGGAAUAAUAUGGACAAUCUUUUUCUUCCACUCACCAUCAAUUCACAAUUUCACAUGAAAUUGCCCUUAUAAAAAACACAGCCCCCCUGACCCGCAAAUUGCCUGUUUUGGCCUCUGUUCCCACUUAUGCAGCGCAAGUAGGAUAUUGAAGAAUAUAGUUAGUAACUUUUUUUUUGAGAGAGAGGGAGCGUGCUUGCGCAGGGGUGGGGGAGCGUGUAUCUUAAGCA